UGGUCCAGUGGUUUGAUGGCAAGUGACAGAAUGGGAGCAGGGCUCCGUCAGCCCACGGCGCCGCGGGACGGAGCAGGGACGGAGCUUUGGGAUAAAUCCAGGGGCCAUCCGUAUCCAUCCAGAGUGUGCCACUGGAGCCUGGCGCCCCUGAAAGCCCCAAAGCGGGGAUGGAAAAGGCUUCUGGGCAGCCCGGCGGAAGCGUCCCUGCCUGCGGAUGGAAGAAGAAAGGCUUUAAGGAGCAUUCCACAAGAAGAUGCUGGGAUUUGUUUGGAUGCAAGGCGUGACCCCUUGCAGGAGGCCCGGGAUGUGGGUCUGUCCUGCUGGAGAGCAGGCCUGGGGCAAAACACACGCAGCGUCCGCCCCGUGCCCUUGGAAUGCUCAAUCCCAGCACUGCGGCCGUAUCUGCCUCCAUUUAGGGCCUCGAAGUGAGGGGUUAACGCAGCUCGCAGCCGGCCCCAGCCGCGCUUUGUGGAGGAGAAGCAGAUGUGGGAGCGGGGAGGAGGCCGAGAGGGGCUGGCUGGGGCCCGGGGCUGAGCUCCCCAGCUGCGGCACCAGGCAAUCAGGGCUGCAAAUUGGGAUCAGAUGUGGGCAACUCCCCCCGUAAAUGCAGCACUCCGGGGCUGCUGGGGCUGGUUCUGCUCUGCCUGGGGAGGAGGAGGAGGGUUUUGGAGUGUUGUUGGGGCCCCGGGGUGGCUGCAGGGACCUCCAGAGCGCGGUGCUCCCGUUGGAGAGCUGUGUUUUCCUUGGGGAGCGUCCCUGCUGCCCUGCCCCUUCCCCUGCCUGUGCCGGGCUGGAGCAGGCUCUUCCCAGAGCAGGGACGAUGCAGGAGCUGGUGACUGGCGUGGAGAAGAUCAGGUUUGACUCCGAGGCUGAUGUGGAGGAGCUCCGAGCUCGGCCCCUGCCCUUCCCGGGGGUGGACGGUGUGCAGGGCCACCCCCGGCGCGGCGGGGCCAAGCCCGCGGUGUGCAAGCAUUGGCUGCGAGGGCUCUGCAAGCGGGGCGACGGCUGCGACUUCCAGCACGACUACGACGCCAGCAGGAUGCCCGAGUGCUAUUUCUACUCCAAGUUCGGUGAGUGCAGCGACAAGGACUGUCCCUUCCCGCACGUCGAUGCCACCGCCGGCCCCGUGGGCUGUCCCUGGUACGACCGUGGCUUCUGCAGGCACGGUCCCCUGUGCAAGUACAAGCACACGAGGAGGGUGAUGUGCGUCAACUACCUGGUGGGAUUCUGCCCGGAGGGACCCAAGUGCAAAUUCGUGCACCUCAAGGCCGGGCUGAUGACCAGCAGCACAGACCCGUCCAAGGAAGCCACGUGUCCGUGGGGGCUGGCACAGCGGGAUCUGGCCGCUGUAGAGCAGAGGGGAGGUGAGGACGAGCCACCCGAGGAGCCACCUGCUCGCGGCGCCCAGCGCCUGGCAGCUCGUCUGUGGGACGCCAGUGGCACACAGAGCCUGCUGGAAGGAGGCACCUGCUCCAAGAGCGGAUCAGUCAGCCCCUGUGCCGGUGAGAGCGGGAGGACUCCGCUGGAAAUGCUGCUGGGAAAGUGACUGCAGAGCUCCCAGGCGGCUCAGGGAAGGAGGAGGACACUACGGAGCACCACGGGCACGGCACCGGGGCAGCCGCUGGACUAGCAAAGCCAGCGGGGUUUGCCCAGCACCAGCUCACGGUUGGCACAGAAAUCACUUCACGCCAUGGAAAUCGGGACUUCCCACGGCUGGCUGCUCCCCCUGGCACCGCUGGCUGCGGGCAGGCUGGGGCAGCAGCGGCGUUCCCAAGGUUUGGAGGGGUGCGGGACUGGCUGGUGCCAGGAUCCUGGGCACAGGGGUGAGUUGAGGAUGCCCUCAUCCCUUGGGAAGGGGGCGUGAAGCACCACGUUUUCAGGUCACAACCCAAGCAGGAAAGGAAAAUCCACAGGGGUUUUUAUUGCUGGUGAGAGAGUUUUUGGUGCAACACCUCUGUCACGGCACUAGCGCACUCUGCAGAAUAAAGAGCUCAGACUUUUAA
Molecule: messenger RNA, 2003 nt
Organism: Hirundo rustica (Barn swallow)
Lineage: Eukaryota; Metazoa; Chordata; Aves; Passeriformes; Hirundinidae
Gene: CPSF4L
Product: cleavage and polyadenylation specific factor 4 like
Exons: 7
Coding region: 605-1546 (313 amino acids)
Molecular function (GO): RNA binding; metal ion binding
Source: RefSeq, a predicted model, not a curated record